GUGCAUCUCUAAAAUAAUUCAACCUGGCAAAUUCUGAAGUUUAGAGUUUACUGAAAAAUUAAGUGAUUUUUACUUUCUGUAUUUUGUACUUUUUGUGUUCUAAAAGCAUUUGUUACUAUAUAAAUUAUACGUGUGUAUAAUAACUAGUAACUAGCAAUUAACUAUUAAAUCAGACAAAUGUCAGAAGUAACUGUCAAACCACUCGUUGGACCAUACAGUCUCGGUGAAGGUCCUCAUUGGGAUUGUGCUUCUCAAAAAUUAUAUUUCGUUGAUAUACUUGCCCAGAAAGUACUCAGAUUUGACCCUGUAACAGGUACUCUUACAUCUGUUUUUGUAGAAAAUGGACCAGUUGGAUUUGUUAUUCCUGUUGAAGGUAGCACCAACAACUUUGUUGUUGGAUCUGGUAUAGAUGUAAUGCUAUUUUCUUGGAAUAGUGAAAAAGAUCUUGCAAAAUGUACACCUCAAACAUUGACUACUGCAGAUGGUAAGAGAGCAGAGAUCAGAUGGAAUGAUGGAAAAGUAGAUUCUUCUGGAAGAUUAUGGGCUGGAACAAUGGGUCUUGAAAAGGAUGGAGAUAUUCCAUUUGAUGCGGGAUCUUUUUAUUCUAUGGGUGAUGAUCUUUUAUUGAAAAAACAAAUAUCUCCGGUAUCCAUAAGUAAUGGAUUAGCCUGGAAUCCUGAUAAUGAUAUAUUUUAUUAUAUUGAUUCAUUUACGUAUCAGGUUGUGGCAUAUGAUUACAAUUGUCAGACAGGAACCAUAUCAAAUAAGAAGAUUGUUUUUGAUUUUAAAAAAAAUAAUAUUCCUGGAUUACCAGAUGGUAUGACCAUAGAUACGGAUGGAAACCUCUGGGUUGCUAUGUUUAACGGAGGUUGUGUUCUCAAUAUUAAUCCGAAAACGGGCGAAUUGUUGCGUUUUGUUAAGAUUAACGGUGCCAACAACGUAACAAGUGUUGCUUUUGGUGGUCCUAAUCUGGAUAUCUUAUAUGUAACAACAGCGACCGUGAAAUUAAACGAAAAUCAGUUAAAAGAGCAACCACAUGCUGGUUACUUAUUUGCCAUCAAAGGUUUGGGUGUUCGCGGUUUUCCUGCAAAUUCGGUUAAACUACCAAAUAAAUUAACAUAGAUGUACAUAUAAAUAUUUAAAAUAUUGUAUAAAUAUAUAAAACAUUUUUUUAAUAUUAAAUUACUAGCAUAAUGAAUUUGUAGAUUAUAUAUAUAUAUAUAUAUAUAUAUAAAAGUUACAUUUUUAAUAGUUUUUGCAAAGAAAUAAACUAUAAGCUAGAAAAAGAUUAUUUUGAGUUUCUUAUUUGAAAUAAACAAUACUAUAUAUAUGUACAUAUAUACUGUUUUUUAAUAAAAAAGAUCUAUAAAUUAUUCAUUAAAAAUGUACAAGUGUUUUGCUAAUGUUUAAUUAUAGUUGCCUAUCCUUUUUUUUACGUACAAAGAAAAUUGUAUUGAUUAUUGAAUUUAUAGAGUAGAAAAAUAAUAUAUCAUUUUAUUAAUAUGCAAGAACGUUUCCUUGGAAUUAUAGUGAAAUUAUAUUCGUUAUUGUGUUGCUAUUUCAAUCUUUACGAGAACUUUGUGAAAAGUAGUGAUAUUCAAGCAUUGUCAUCCUGAGGCUUGUCAUCCUAACUAGUGAAAAAUUAAAUUUUCACUACUUUUUUCUUGAGAUACAGAUAGCCUCUUAGAUAUAUGUAUAAUUUAUGGAAAAAUUCCAUGUCAAUUAUUUUCAUACUUUAGAAUACAUCUAUUAUUAUCUAUUUUCACGUGUGAUAAUUAAACCGUUCAUAUAGAAUGAUUCCAUUAGGCACAGAAGUGAGAAGGCUAGCGAACGAAGGCUAUUUCAGUCGUUCUUGAUGGAAAUAAAGCUGUACACUGCAAAAACGUUAGAAAAUAUUAUUUGCAUGACUAUGUACCUUAUCAUAUAUAUACCACGAUCAUUGUAAAUUGCGGAUGACAAAUUGCAUUCAGCAUGAACAAUACAUCAAUGAACGAAACUGAAGAAUGGGAUGAAAAAAAAAAAAAUUAUGAAGAAAAGGAUGAAAUACUAAAAAUGUUCUCAUAGUGACGAUUUAAUCGUCUAAUGUUAUAAUUUCAACACUAUCAUUAGUGGAUUUCUCUCCUUUCUUGCUAGAAACAUUACUCGACUUUCCUCUUGGAGUUGGAGAUGUCGCUUGAGGCUGUGUCUGAUUCUCUGUAGGUGGUUUGUCAAGGCUGGAGAAGAAUUUGUUUAAAACCGUCCGAUUGUAAUUAUAAUCAUUACAAUACUUUGUAGCAGUUUCCAAAACAUUUCCUUCCAAAUUCUAUUAAAACAGAUAUAAGAUAUCAAAUAAAAUAAUCAUGUACUAACGAUUAUAAUAUAUGUUCUAUUCAAAAUCUUCACUUACUUUAUUGCCGAUAUACGUUUUAUAUGUAUCCACCAACAAAGAAGCAAGUGUUUGUAUAGUUUGCUCCUUAGUUUGAAAACUUUUUAAAGCUCUCUGAUAAACCCAAUAUGUGUCAAGAAGUACUUGAGUUCUAGCAUCUGUAUUUGUGUUGGAUGCAAGAUCAGAG
This is a messenger RNA of Bombus terrestris (buff-tailed bumblebee), 2552 nucleotides long. Its product is annotated as regucalcin. Gene Ontology annotation, molecular function: gluconolactonase activity; calcium ion binding; enzyme regulator activity. The transcript has 6 exons. Lineage: Eukaryota; Metazoa; Arthropoda; Insecta; Hymenoptera; Apidae. The record is from RefSeq and is a predicted model, not a curated record. Gene Ontology annotation, biological process: L-ascorbic acid biosynthetic process. Bases 178 to 1122 code for a protein of 314 amino acids.